This is a messenger RNA of Zootermopsis nevadensis, 3409 nucleotides long. Lineage: Eukaryota; Metazoa; Arthropoda; Insecta; Blattodea; Termopsidae. The record is from RefSeq and is a predicted model, not a curated record.
CAGCGCCCUGAUCAUUGUGUGGGGAGCGAUAUAAGUGGACGGUCGUGUUGCUGUGUAAUGGCGGAUAACUCAUCAUCUAACGGUGAAAUUAAACUUAAUACCGUAAGUAGUGGGGGAAUAAACAGUUCAAGUGUAGGUGAAUCAAAUAUAAACACACCUCAACAGGACUUCACUACUAUGAAGAGUGCUACUAGUGAAAUGGAAAUGGAAGCGACCUCUGUUGGAGAUAAAGCCGGUGAUUAUGUUCGUGAGCUGCUGCAUGAAAAACAAAGCUUGGAUUCGUCGCAGUGGCCUAAUGCGCUGCGUCUUCUGGAUCAAGAGGUCACACGAGAAGUAGCCAGGGUACAGGCUUCGGGGAAGCCGUUGCCCAAGGAGAGUAAAUAUGUCGACAUCUACCGGGAGAAGCCGAUCCGUGUUGCAGUUAAAGUGCUAGUUCCCAUUAAGGAGCAUCCUAAGUUUAACUUCGUCGGAAAAUUACUAGGACCAAAGGGAAAUUCCAUGAAGCGACUUCAGGAAGACACUAUGACCAAGAUGGCCGUCCUCGGCCGCGGUUCUAUGAAGGACAAACAGAAGGAGGAAGAGCUUCGUGCAUCCCUGGAUCCAAAAUAUGCUCACCUAAGUGACGAUUUACACGUAGAAAUAGCUGCAUUUGCACCACCAGCAGAAGCACAUGCUAGAAUUGCGUAUGCACUUGCUGAAGUACGCAAGUACCUGAUUCCUGAUUCGAAUGACGAGAUCCGUCAAGAGCAGAUGCGUGAGAUGGAGCUAAUACAGACAGUGACAGAACCUGGGGCAGCUGGCUCCAACAAUGGAACUCCACCUUCUGGCGUCCGGAAACCUGUCCGCGGAGGCCUUCGAGGGCGUGGAGGAGGUGGCAUCGCCAUUCGUGGUGCAGUAGGCGGCUUGCGGGGUGGAAUUCCUCCUCUCCGUGGAGGAGGCAGGGGUCUUCUUACGCCACCUGCAGGUGUUCUGCACCCUAGAGGGGGCCCUGCUGGCGUCAGGAAACCCCUUCCCCCUCCACAAGCCCUGCUGCCUAGACCAACACCCACAAAGACAAAGGUGCUGAGCAUUCUGGACAGGGCCAGAGUCGCCAUGGAAGAAUCCUAUGGUUGCGAGGAUGACAUGGGCGGCAAUGUCGGUGGCUUCUAUGAGUCUUCGGCCUAUGACUCUUAUAAUGCCACAGGGUAUGGCACUUACGAGGACUAUGAUGAGGGCUCUGGUGACUACUAUGACUCAACAGAAGGCUACCCAGGACAAAGAUGCAUGUUCUCAGUGCCUCCAGCCUGUGGUGUCAAAACGAGGGAGUUCCAUCAUCGGAAAUAUUUUUUUUAGACUUUUUUUGUACAUUUAUAUAUUAUUACACAAUUUUUGUAUUAACUUCGCAGCUCAUAUUUACUGGAAUUACCCAUCAUUACGCAUUUGUAGUAAUAUUAGAAUUGGCCGAGCAGUAGGCUUCUGUGAAAGGAAUGAAUUUUCUUCUUAUUGUUUUGGAUCAAAUUUUCUUCGUUGAAGCCGGUAUGGAGGCGAAACAUGAUGAAUUCUGGUUAACAAAAAGUGUAGACCUACUUAAAUCAAGCCAGGAGUCAUGAUACCAACAAUCUGGGAAGUUUCACACUUCCAGCCCAUGUGAAUUCUCAGUCACUAAUUGAGACUGUGGAACCGUAAAGUAAACAGAAAGAUUUCUACAUUUAUUUCCAGUCACUAAAAAUUGACUACAUUUGAAAGAUCGGAUGUCAGUUGAUAUAGAAUUAUGUAUUUGUGUUAAAGAUGUUUGUAUUGAUAUCUUUUCACAUUAGGAUGCAUAUCAUUGUCAAAUAUAUUAUUUAUUUAAGAAUACCAUCAGUCACAAUACAAAGUGAAGCUACAUUUAAUACAAUUCCUGCAUUUUUCGACCUACUAAAGGUCUAUAUCAGGGGUAUCAUCCAGUUUACUUGUUAUGGUUACAAUAUUAUUUUUUCAUAAAAGUGUGCAUCAUUUGAAUGUUCGUUAUGCAAAUAAUGGAUAUUUUAGUGGUUUCUCAGAACAAAUUUAAAUGAUAUACAGUACAUUUAAUAGUAAGAUAUAUGUGAAGAUUUAAUCUCAAGAAAGCUUUGUUAAAGUAAUGAACUGUUUGGGAUUGUAGGAUACUCGCUCGGACAUUAAAAUGUGACACAUUUUUAUGUUAGAGUAAUAUUGUACAAAAAAUCAGUGAGUGAACUGGAUGAUGACCCUGAUGAAGAACAGUUUGGAAACUAUAAAUUUUCAAAUUUGACUUAUUUUACUUAAGUUAACCUUUAACCCUUGUAUGUUAGCUUUGUUUGUAUUACAAGUUGUCGCACUUACAUAGAUCACAAUGCUAGUUGUACAUUUAAUUUAGAUUUGAAAGUAAUUACUUUUAAUGUGUAUUGCUUUUGCUCAUAUUACACAACUGUAAUUGUUAUUCAUAAAUUUAUUUUUUCCGAAUAACCAACUGAAAUAUCUCCCCAAACUUUCUGUGGUGGAUAGAAUUCCUGAUUUUCAGUGCUUUUGUAUGAACACGUGUAAUUUUGUUCCACCGAGGACUUAAGUGAAUUAUCAAUAUCGAUUUAUGAUCCAUAUUGAAAAAUCCAUAAAGUUCUAAACAUAAUGGGUGAAAUGGUAUGAAAGUUGUGUAAUAAAACUGCAUGUAAACAUUUUAUUUUAGUAAUAUAAUAUUAUAUGUAGCAUUUUUAAUAUCAAAAUAUGAGCUGAUUUUUAUGAAAAACAUCUCAAGAUGACUUAUCAUUUUCUAAAGACAGUUAAAAGCAAGGUUGCAGUAUUUUCCUGUUUAAUUGUAAAAAACAUUUAAAGCUGGUUUAAUUCAUUGUAUGUCAUUUUAAGUAAGCGGUAUGUCUCUAAUAAUUAUACGUUAGGAAGAUUUCUGUCUUCUGGGUUUUUGCGCUGUGUAGUCUGGUCGAUGUUUACCAACGUUUCAGAGGUCAUACUGCCUCCGACCAGACUACACAGCGCAACAACCCAGAAGACAGAAAGAAAUCUCCAUACUCACCGCUGUGAAAACCUCAAGUCUUACACAAUUAUAGGUUAGUUUCGUUUUCAUAGUAAUGAUAAAUUGCCAUCCAUGCCAGAAAUAAAACAAGACGCAUUUGAAGAGCUGGUGCUACUUUUUGUCAGAAUCGUCGGAUGGUUAAUUUGUUAUGCAGAUAUGAGAGACCUGCUGACACUACAUAACUAAGCAUAAAUUAUUUAAUACAUGAUAUAUCCUAAAACUUACGUAAUAUUACUCACAUUACCAAACAAAUGAAAGUAGACUGGGAGAGUCUGUUGAAGCUUUUGUUACGUCAACUGAGAAUAAAAUCAUCUUCCGGAACUAAACAGUAUGCAGAGAGCAUGAAUCGUAUGUGCUCUCUCUUUGACACUUUUCCUACUAUAUAAUCUUACCUCAGACUAGAUA